Messenger RNA from Ectocarpus siliculosus, 440 nucleotides. The record is from the annotation of a GenBank genome assembly. Lineage: Eukaryota; Phaeophyceae; Ectocarpales; Ectocarpaceae.
AUGGACUAUGGCUUCCCGCCGGCGAGAGGAGGGAGGGGGGCUCCUUCCAUGUUCCCGAGGAAGCUCUACCAGAUCCUCUGCGAGACUGACCCGGAGAUAAUCACGUGGGACGACGACGGGAAGAGCUUCCACAUCGCCAACUACGAGGAAUACAUCGAGGGCGUCAUGCCACUCUUUUACCGUCACAACAAGCUCACGUCCUUCCAGCGCCAGCUCAACCUGUACGGAUUCAAGAAGAGGGGCAGGGACGAAAAGAACCCGGGCCACUACUACCACCCGUACUUCCAACGAGAUCGCCCGGAGAUCCUGGGAGGCGUCCGCCGCUCCUACCCCGUGACGAGCCCCAAGUGGGUUACCCAAGGCAGCAGCGGUACGCCCAGCGCCAGCAGCGCCGCCGGCAGGGCCGCCACCGCGGCCAGGGCGGCCGCCGCCGCCAGGAC